AUGCAAAAAUUACCUUCAGAAUGCUUUGAUGGCGAUAAAUCGGAUCAUCUCGUCGACAGCGACAUCCGUGUAGUACUCAUGGUAAUAGAUGCUUGGCGGAUGUCGUUCUUAUCUGACAGCGACUCCCCGAUGACGUUUCUUCGCCAAUCCAUCGUCUCAGGACGAGCGAUUGCCUUCACAGCGAAUGCUCAGACACCUACAGUUACCAUGCCUCGUAUGAAGGCAUUGACGAGCGGAGUGGUACCGUCUCUUAUAACUCUACUGGGGAAUUUCUUUGCUUCGGAAAAUACGGAAGACAAAAUCGGAAAUUCUAUCAAAAUGACAUGGUUCAGGAUAGCGUUUUUUGGUGACGAUACAUGGAUUCGGCUUUUUCCGAAUGCUUUCGUUGAAGCUGAAGGAGUGACUUCAUUCUUUGUCAAUGAUUAUACUGAGGUCGAUAACAAUGUCACUCGUCAUUUAGAUUCUGUUUUGAACAAACGAACUUGGGAUGUACUGAUCCUCCAUUAUCUCGGAUUAGAUCACAUAGGUCAUUCUCUCGGUGGCGAAUCACCCGAGCUCAAAAAGAAGCUUCGCGAAAUGGACGGCAUUGCCAGGCGUAUAUUCGACGUCGCUUCGGUAUGUAGUGUUCAGGCUCGAUCCCCUCUGCUUUUGGUAGUGGUCGGUGAUCACGGCAUGACCAGUGGCGGAUCUCAUGGUGGAGGUAGUGAUGCUGAAACGAAGGUCCCCAUGUUGUUUCUGCAUUCCAAUGCGAAAAUCAUUCAGGGAGGAAAUGUAAAUGGUAAGUGGGUGAGGGUCCGAUCCGAAAGUCAAUUUUUGGAGAGCUAUUAG
This is a messenger RNA of Haemonchus placei, 828 nucleotides long. Lineage: Eukaryota; Metazoa; Nematoda; Chromadorea; Rhabditida; Trichostrongylidae. The record is from the annotation of a GenBank genome assembly.